AUGUCUGAUUCUGAUAAUGAGACUGAUCAAGCUCCCAAGGUGAAAAAUAGAAGACCAGUUGAGAAUAGUUUUACACAGCAACGUUUGAAGGCUUAUCAUCCUAUAAUAACCCCCAAAACUGUUAUUCCAUUAUUAUUAAUCACUGCUAUAAUAUUCAUCCCAUUGGGAGCCGGUAUGCUUUAUGGUUCUAACCAAGUCGAAGAUUUAACUAUUGAGUAUACACAAUGUGAAAGCCAGGCACCAAUGAACCGUUUUGCUGAAAUACCUGAUGAUUACUACGACUUUAGAUUUAAAGAAGAUAUCUCAAUAAAACCACAAUGGAAAUACACUGUAAACUUGUCUGAAUCCGAUCCUGAGGAAAAUGGGUUAUGCCAUUUACAAUUUCAAAUCCCAAAUGACAUUGGGUCUCCUGUCUUCUUUUUCUACAAAUUGAAUAACUUUUAUGCAAACCAUAGAAGAUAUGUUGUUUCAUUUAGUGAAGAUCAAAUUAAUGGUAAAGCUGCUUCUCUUGACGCCAUUAAAAAUACAGUAGGUGCAAACUGCGAACCUUUAUCUGUUGAUAGCAAUGGGACAAGAUACUAUCCAUGUGGGCUAAUUGCAAACUCAUUAUUCAAUGACACUUUUACAAUGCCCAAGGGUGUUAACCAGACCUCUAUCGACUAUGAUAUGACUCAAGAGGGUAUUGCUUGGGAGAGCGAUAAAAAUAGGUUCAAGAAAACUGCGUAUGAUCCAUCUGAAGUUGUUCCUCCACCAAAUUGGAUUAAACGAUUUCCAAAUGGCUAUUCCGAAGAAAAUAUGCCGGAUAUUUCAACUUGGUAUGAAUUUCAAAAUUGGAUGCACCCAGCUGGUUUACCAACAUUUUCAAAUUUGUAUUAUAGAAAUGAUGACGACAAAUUUUUAGAAGGAACUUAUGAAGUCGUGGUUGGGCUACAUUGGCCUGUCAAGCCAUUCAAUGGAAAUAAAUACAUCUAUAUAACUACAAGAUCUAUCAUCGGUGGCAAAAACUCGUUUUUAGGUGUUACUUGGAUUGUGGUUGGAGGCAUUUGUUUCCUUUUGGCUAUCUUAUUUCUAAUCGUUCACCUCGUUGCACCAAGAAAGAGUGGUGAUACAAGCUAUUUGUCAUGGAAAAAGGAAAAAGAUAUUUGA
This is a messenger RNA of Ascoidea rubescens DSM 1968, 1146 nucleotides long. RefSeq names its product CDC50/LEM3 family protein. The coding region runs from base 1 to 1146 and encodes 381 amino acids. The record is from RefSeq and is a predicted model, not a curated record. Gene Ontology annotation, cellular component: plasma membrane; Golgi apparatus; endoplasmic reticulum. Lineage: Eukaryota; Fungi; Ascomycota; Saccharomycetes; Ascoideales; Ascoideaceae. The transcript has 3 exons.